AGAGCACGGGCAGAAGGGUGCUAUCGGGAGUCGGGACUCGGGAGUACUACCAUUUACUAGUUGGAAGUACAAAGAAGAAGAAGGGUAAGAUUUAUCAGAAACAAAGAAAUACAAAAAUGGCAGCUGCAAAUGCAAAUCAUCUCUUGAAAGCAAGAGGAACUUUUCUACUCUGCCGCCAUAACCACCGUAACAUCACCCCUCGUUUUCUCCCAUUCUCUCUCCUCCCUUCUCCCACAUUUCCCUUCCUUUCUCUCUCCUCAAUCUCUCAACUCCCCUUCACUCCUUCACCUUCAAUUCCGGCCACCAAUCCCCGCCAUUUCCGCUUCCUGUGUACGACACCAGAUACUUCCAAUUCAACCGUCGCCGUCGAUGCACCUUCUUCGAGUGUUGUUGAUUCGCCACCUCAAUCGGCGCCGCCUGCGACGGAGGUUCCAGACGUGGCGGCAGUGAAGGAAGCAGCGAGUUUGUUGGAUGUUAGGGUUGGGAAGGUGUUGAAGGCAUGGAGACAUCCUGAUGCUGAUUCGUUGUAUGUGGAGGAGGUUGAUAUUGGGGAGGAUGAGCCUAGAACUAUUUGCAGCGGUCUUGUUAAAUUUGUUCCUAUUGAUGAUCUUCAGGACAAAAAGGUGAUUGUCCUUGCCAAUCUAAAACCAAGAAACAUGCGUGGCAUCAAGUCGUAUGGUAUGCUUAUGGCUGCUUCCGAUGCGUCACAUGAGAAUGUAGAGCUCCUUGUACCGCCUGGGGAUUCAGUCCCUGGUGAAAGAAUCUGGUUUGGCACGGAAGAGGAAAAGGAAAAUCAACCUGCUGCUGCAACUUCUAAUCAGAUUCAGAAGAAAAAGAUAUGGGAAGCAGUCCAGCCUCAUCUCAAGACUGAUGCUGCUGGAAUUGCAGUGCUUGAUGGACAUUUCAUGAGGACUUCUGCAGGUCCCGUGAUUUCCAAAUCCCUAAAGAAUGCAAAUAUAUCUUAAUUGGAAGCAUGCGGCUGUUUUUGGCCGUAUAUAUGCUCAAGAGUCAGGAUCCCGAAGAAAGAUAUACGUAUGGAGAGAGUGUAUCAGGAUCGAUCAUAUUAAAGAAACGACUGCAACACACCCAAGAUCCCUCAACCCUUUUGCAAAAGUAUCUACAUCUGGGAUUUACUCUCUAUAUAACAGCGACUAAUUGCAGAUUCAGAAGAAAAAGACUUGGAAAUCAGUUCAGUUCAGCCCCAUUUCAAGGCUAUGCUAAUUGCUACUGCAAUACUUGAUGGACAUUAGUGCAUUAACAUGAGCAUGAUUUCCAUAUCCUAAAGAGUGGCAGUGCAAAUAACUUCAUGCAUGAGAAGCCAGAUUGUGUUUUUUAUUCAACUUGUAACAAUUCUUGAAGCUUUGACAACUGCUACUGACUACUGGUUAUAGUGUUGUAGAUGUUCCGCAUUGAAAUUAGAGUUUUUUUUUCCAGAA
Spinacia oleracea (spinach) is the source of this 1436-nucleotide messenger RNA. RefSeq lists its product as uncharacterized. Gene Ontology annotation, molecular function: tRNA binding. The transcript is spliced from 4 exons. The record is from RefSeq and is a predicted model, not a curated record. Lineage: Eukaryota; Viridiplantae; Streptophyta; Magnoliopsida; Caryophyllales; Amaranthaceae. The coding region runs from base 117 to 965 and encodes 282 amino acids.